Dictyostelium discoideum AX4 is the source of this 978-nucleotide messenger RNA. RefSeq names its product WD40 repeat-containing protein (gene wdr68). The transcript has 4 exons. The coding region runs from base 1 to 978 and encodes 325 amino acids. The record is from RefSeq and is a predicted model, not a curated record. Lineage: Eukaryota; Evosea; Eumycetozoa; Dictyosteliales; Dictyosteliaceae.
AUGGAAAAAAAGAGAAUAUAUACAUAUAAUUCACCAUGGGUAAUAUAUGGGUUAAGUUGGAGUAGUAGAGUGAAUAGACCAUUUAGGUUAGCAAUUGGAUCAUUUUUAGAAGAUUAUACAAAUAGAGUUGAUGUUAUACAAUUAAAUGAAGAAACUGAUCAAUUUGAAGUAGUAUGUGGAUUUGAACAUCCUUAUCCACCAACUAAAUGUAUGUGGAUACCUGAUAAAAAUUCAAAUAGACCUGACCUCUUAGCUACAACCGGUGAUUACCUUAGGCUGUGGGAAGUUGGUUCAAAUCAAAGAUCAAUUAAAUUAAAAAGCUUAUUAACAAAUGUAAUUAGUGAAUUUUGUGCACCAUUAUCUUCAUUUGAUUGGAAUGAAACAGAUCCUUCAUUAUUAGCAACUUCUUCUAUAGAUACAACUUGUACAAUUUGGAACAUAGAGACAGGACAAGCAAAAACACAAUUAAUAGCACACGAUAAAGAAGUAUUUGAUAUUGCAUUUGCAAGAGGAACAGAUUUAUUUGCAUCAGUAGGUGCAGAUGGGUCAUUAAGAAUGUUUGAUUUAAGAAAUUUGGAACACUCUACCAUUAUAUAUGAAACACCAUCAUUUGUACCAUUAUUAAGAUUAUGUUGGAAUAAACAAGAUCCAAAUUAUUUAGCAACUAUUCAACAAGAUAGUCCAAAAGUUAUUAUUUUAGAUAUUAGAGUACCUUCAGUACCUGCUGCUGAAUUGGUUUUUCACAAGAGUGCUGUAAAUGGUAUAUCUUGGGCACCUCAUUCAAGUUGUCACAUUUGUACAGUUUCUGAUGAUAAACAAGCAUUGAUUUGGGAUCUUUCUUCAAUGCCAAAACCAAUUGAAGAUCCACUUUUAACAUAUAAUGCUUUGGCAGAAAUAAAUCAACUUAGUUGGUCAUCUAGUCAACCUGAUUGGAUAGCGAUUGCAUUUAGUUCUCAUUUACAAAUAUUAAAAGUUUAA